Messenger RNA from Drosophila nasuta, 342 nucleotides. It is a transcript of the gene ssp7, whose product is annotated as short spindle 7. The coding region runs from base 72 to 287 and encodes 71 amino acids. The record is from RefSeq and is a predicted model, not a curated record. Lineage: Eukaryota; Metazoa; Arthropoda; Insecta; Diptera; Drosophilidae. The transcript is spliced from 3 exons.
AUUGAUUAGACACUGAGGAGAGAGUUCAGUUGAGCUGAGCUUCUGGCUGUGCGAUCAUUACUCAUUUCACAAUGCUGCCAGUGACAAUAGUGCUCUGUAGUUUGGUCUUGGGGGCGCACCUAAUCUUGGUACUAGGCCUUAAGAACGAUCUUGAGGGAGGCGCUAAUAACGUUGUAGUUGAAUCGGAUGAGUGCAAAGAAGAUGAUUGCCCUUGUGCGACCUCCAGCUUAGGUUGUCCUGCGGUGGUUCGUGCUUUACCCUGUAAACAAAUCGAUGCUGUCAACUAAAGAGUGAAUAAAAUACAUAUUACAAUUAAAUAAAACCAAAAUUUGUGUUUAUUCC